Messenger RNA from Chara braunii, 1390 nucleotides. NCBI's taxonomy places the organism in Eukaryota, Viridiplantae, Streptophyta, Charophyceae, Charales, Characeae. The record is from the annotation of a GenBank genome assembly.
CGAAAGGGACAGGAAAAGACUGAUCAGGGGAAGGCCAAGGAGGCGGAGGGGACCGAUGUUUCCAUGAUGGAGGGAAAGGCGGAGUCAGAAACAGGGGAGAUGGAAGGGCAGCAAAAACUGACAGUUGGGGAUAAAAGGAAACACUCUGAAGGACAAGCGGACAGGGAAGAACUGGAAGAUGACCAAGAGCCAGACAGAGAAGAGGGAUACCCUUGGGCCGGACAACAGGAGAAAGAACUGAGGGAAUACAUCCAAAUUUUUGAAAGGGAAAGAGAUGAGAAUUACGAAUUGCAGCUAAUUCUGCAAAGGGAAGAGCAGAAAAACAAGCUCAAGACAGAAGCAGCUAACCCUUCCAGACACAUUCCGUGGACAGAGAACCCUUUUGCUCCUUUGGAAAAGGAGAAGGAGUUGGCAACACUAUUUGCAGAGAAAUACUGCGCCUCUAAAGAAGACCAGGAAAUGAAGGAAAGUGAGAGAGACGAAGAGGGUGAGGGAAAGAACAGACAUCACAAGGUCAAGAAGCUGCAGAAAUAUAAACCAACUCCAACCCUCGAAGAACAGGGAAAGAAGAAAGAACAAGAAGGAACGGACAAAGCAAUGCCAACAGUCACCCAACUGGGUAUCCAGUUGCAGGCACUGGAGGCUCAGAACGCACRGCUAAUAGACMUGAACAGGGAAGUUUCCCUACACACAGUGACAGUCCAGGAUCUGCGGAWCAGAGACCAAGAUGCGCUCUGGGAAAGAGCCAGAAAGGAAGCAAACACCCUUUUGCAGUCCCGCGCAGUAAUUCCCAUCCAAAGAGAUGCACUUGCCAAUCAGUGGAAUGUAGCAGUCUGCGAAGAACUGUCAUUUCYUAGAUGGCAAUUGGGACAGAAAAAARAGGAUCUGCUGCAGAAGAUUUGCAAGGGGGGGAAACCGGAAUUCAUAGGGCUUGCAGGGGAGCUGCAAAAGAGAGRAGAGGCAGAUCCAAAGGAUGUUUCAGAGGAAGGGGAGGRGAAAGAGCAGGCACAUUUUGACGCACGACCGCUGCUGGUCUGUCUCGWCCACAAAGCCGAGCUGCAGGAGGGACUAAGAUGGAGGCCUUGGUGGUGGGUGGUGGAGUUGCCCRUCACGGCACUAGGGAGUGACACUCUGAUGACCCAGAAUGCGGUAGCCUUGGCUACGCUGUUGGAGUCGGAAGCGCUGACACAGGAUGCUGCAGAGCUCCCAGCACUGCUGUCCCCUUUUGAGGAAGAUCUGGAAAYCAGUGUCRRCUCCUAGAGACAAAAAAGCAGCUCACAAAAGUUAAAUGAAAAACGGUAAAACAUGGUAACUUCCAGGGGGGAACUCAUGAUCCAAUCCUGGAAUGUGASAGGACUGGCGACAAUYCUAACAAAUCAGGAAAAGUGGC